AUGUCGCUGAGGCCGAACGAGAAGACCCACGUCCGUCGAAAAAGCUACAAGGCGGCUGUGGAUACAGAGCAAUCCCGAAGAAGAAGAGAGAACAAUCUAGUCGAAAUCCGCAAAACCAAACGCGAAGAAAUCUUGAAGAAGCAACGGCUCCUUCGUAUCCAAGAACCUCCUCAAGAUUCAUCUCUUCCUUCUUCCACCGUCUCCAUUGAUAAGAUGAUGAGGAAUCUCAUUUCUCUUGUCGCUGGAGCUUGGUCAGAUGAUCCUUUACUGCAGCUUGAGACCCUAAACCAUUUCAGGCUGAUUCUAUCGACCACCAAGAAUCCUCCUAUUGACAUGGUGAUAGAAUCUGGUGUUGUGCCUCGCUUCGUUGAGUUUCUUGACAAGGAAGAUUCACCUUGGCUUCAGCUUGAGGCGGCUUGGAUUCUAACAAACAUUGCUUCGGGGACAAGUAACCACACCAAAGUUGUGAUUGAUCACGGCGCUGUUCCAAUCUUUAUCAAGCUUCUCGCUACCUCCCCUGAUGAUGCUGUCCGUGAACAGGUUGUGUGGGCGUUGGGUAACGUUGCUGGUGAGUCACCACAGUACCGUGACUAUGUUCUUGAGUGUGGUGCAUUGAUGCCACUGUUAUCUCAGCUGAAUGAGCACUAUACGUUGUCAAUGAUUACAAACGCCACUUGGACUUUGUCUAACUUCUGCCGUGGCAAGCCUAAGCCAGCGUUUGAGCAUGUCUCACCUGCUCUCCCUGCGUUAGGACGACUUGUUCAUUCGAAUGAUGAUGAAGUCUUGGCAGAUGCUUGCUGGUCACUUUCUUUCAUGUCUGAUGGUAGAGAAGAACAGAUUCAAAGUGUGGUAGAAGCUGGUGUUGUCCCAAGACUAGUUGAACUUCUCAUGCAUCCUUCUUCAAGUGUGCUUGCUCCUGCACUACGUAGCAUUGGGAAUAUACUUUCUGGAAAUUCUCAGCAGACUCAGUGUGUGAUCAAUUGUGGAGCUAUACCCAUUAUAUCCAACCUGCUUAGACAAAGCUAUAAUAAGAGCAUAAAGAGAGAUGCUUGUUGGACUAUUACAAACAUCACAGCAGGCAUUAAAGAACACAUUCAGAUAGUUAUUGAUGCAAAUAUAAUUCCAAGCUUGGUGCAUCUAGCUCAAAACGCUGAGUUUAACAUAAAGAAAGAAGCUAUAUGGGCAAUUUCAAACGCUACAGGAGGGUUAGAGAAUAUUUUGAAGGCUGGAGAGGUGGAGAAGAGUAGAGGAGGUAUGAACUAUUAUUCUCAACUGGUUGAAGAUGCGGAAGGGCUAGAAAAGAUUGAGAAGCUGCAGAGUAAUGUGAACAAUGCGAUCUAUGAGAAGGCUGUGAAGAUUCUUGAGACGUAUUGGGGUGAAGAGGAUGCUGAGGAGAUACAAGAACAAGAUGCUGAAGGUGAUGAUGGUUCUCGUCUAGGCAUCCAAAGGAAACGAGUUCAAGUGCCUCAUGGAGGAUUCAACUUCGGUUGA
Messenger RNA from Eruca vesicaria subsp. sativa (arugula), 1491 nucleotides. The record is from the annotation of a GenBank genome assembly. NCBI's taxonomy places the organism in Eukaryota, Viridiplantae, Streptophyta, Magnoliopsida, Brassicales, Brassicaceae.